AAUUCGCGGACCGGCACGAGUUUUCGGAGUCCGACCAAGAGCUCAUCGUCGUCCACGACAUGCAACGGCAGUUUUGCGUACAGGCCCUGUCGUUCAUGCGUUCCUAUGCUACCAGGUAUCCGCGACCGAAACCAGGAACGUCGGAAAGACCGCCAUAUCGCGCUCCAGAUCCUUUGGUAAACAAUCCCAAGGCCGCUGUGACUACCCUUCCCGACGAAGAACUCACUUUCAUCCAUCGCCCCCCACCUACGUCGCCUUCACCAUUUUCGUUGACCACAAACCCGGCUUCACCUCUUCUUCGACCUAGAACCAAGCCUACGGAUAAUGCUCUACCUCCACUAUCUCGUCCAAAUGAGAGACUCCAACCUGAACGUGUAUCUGAGGCUGAUAUAGAAAAAAUCAAGAAGCUCAGGAGAGGAAAUCCUGAAAAAUAUAGUCGGGGCACUCUGGCGAAGAUGUUCGGCUGUACGCAGACCUUUGUCGGCCUCGUUGCUGCUCUUAAGAGCUCGAAACGCAAAUCCUUGCUGAAGAAACGGGAGGCAGGUCACCAGCUGGAGAGAGAAAAAUGGAGCGAAAGACAUGCAUUGGUGAAGGCCAUUCGUGCAAAGAGACGAGAGUUGUGGUGAUACUGGGAUCGUUAUGUCCCAUGGCUACACAAGAGACUGACGAAGGCGGGGGAAUGGAAGGAACGGUGAAAUCAGGGUGACCAUAUCGCGGCACUUCAGUUCUAUUACUUUAGAUAUAUUGCUUUGGACGUAUACAUGAAUGCUCCUCUGUUCUUGUGGUUGUGUCACAAAUGUUGCAAAUGUUGUGA
Guyanagaster necrorhizus is the source of this 814-nucleotide messenger RNA. RefSeq lists its product as uncharacterized. NCBI's taxonomy places the organism in Eukaryota, Fungi, Basidiomycota, Agaricomycetes, Agaricales, Physalacriaceae. Gene Ontology annotation, molecular function: structural constituent of ribosome. Gene Ontology annotation, cellular component: mitochondrial large ribosomal subunit. The coding region runs from base 60 to 626 and encodes 188 amino acids. The record is from RefSeq and is a predicted model, not a curated record. The transcript has 2 exons.